AUGAAAGCCCUUGCUGCCUUGCUACAUCAAAUAUUUUUAUCUCAGAAACAUCUUCUAGUUUACACGGAGUCAAGUUGGGCAAAGAACAAUACCAAAAUCGCCAAAAUAGCCCAUGAAAUGUGGGAUAUCAUAGAGAAUAUAGCUAUGGGCUCAAACACCGGAAAUAUAAUAUGUGUACUGGACGCUCUAGACGAGUGCGACGCUUCCGAACGAAAAUUCUUGCUGAAACAAUUACAAACGAUGUAUAAGGUUACUGUCCCUGAAAUCGUCGCUCAUUCCUCGAGCUCCAGUCUCUCCGAUGUCUCACUUAAAUCACACAUGACUGUUGAUCCAGGAAUUUCGACAAUCCCUUCUGGCUCACCCACUUUGAAGGUGAAAUUCCUUAUCACUAGUAGGCCUUACUAUGAGAUUGAAGAGGAAUUCAAAAGCCUCACGGAUGUGUUUUCAGGAAUCCGCUUGGCAGGUGAGGAUACUACGGCAACAAUAAAGGAGGAAAACAACCUCGUCAUUGAUGCUGAGAUAGAUAGGCUCAAACUUCCAUCAAAGGCGGAUACUCGGCUUCGCUCUCGGUUGAAGGAUAUAGAACAUCGAACUUAUCUCUGGCUAUAUCUCGUCAUGGAUACGAUACGCCUUCGAGCCAAAGCUAGUAGACAAUUAAAGACUUUUGAAAAAAUACUAGACGCGGAAUUACCUUCUACCAUUGACGAGGCGUAUGAGGCGAUUCUGAGUAAGAGUCCUGAUAAGAAAGAGGCCACAAAGUUACUUCACAUUGUGGUCGGUGCAGAGAGACCUUUAGUAUUGGAUGAGCUUAACAUUGCCCUCAAUAUAGAUAAAUCCUACGACGGAUCUCAAUCUUUUGAGAAUAUCGAGCUUGAGGAUCCCGAACUAUUCCCCAAGAGAAUUAGGGAUAUUUGUGGUCUUUUUGUUUCCAUUUCUGAUUCUAGAGUAUACCUCAUUCAUCAGACCGCGAAAGAGUUCCUGAUAGCGAAUGACUCAAGUCUCGUAGCAACAGGAUGGAAACACAGCUUGCACCCAUAUGAUUCUCAGUCUAUAUUGACUCAGAUUUGUGUCUCGUACCUCUACUUGAGUACGUUCUCGGAAAUCAAUACUAAAGCUCAGUGCUUCAUAACGUCGCCUGAAGCCCAACCACACAUUACGAAUCAAGGCCGAUUUAAAUUGCUGAAAUAUGCAUCAGACUAUUGGAUGAAACAUUGGGAGAUAUCUUCCUGUAAUAUCGACAUACUGACCAUCGUUGAAUUAUGCUCACCAACAGUUCGACGCUCCAUAUGGCUUCGAGCUUGUUUAGAGGGGUUGCCCCCCCAAACACCUACGGAACAUUGCUUAUAA
This is a messenger RNA of Botrytis byssoidea, 1347 nucleotides long. RefSeq lists its product as uncharacterized. The record is from RefSeq and is a predicted model, not a curated record. The transcript has 2 exons. NCBI's taxonomy places the organism in Eukaryota, Fungi, Ascomycota, Leotiomycetes, Helotiales, Sclerotiniaceae. The coding region runs from base 1 to 1347 and encodes 448 amino acids.